Molecule: messenger RNA, 570 nt
Organism: Guillardia theta CCMP2712
Lineage: Eukaryota; Cryptophyceae; Pyrenomonadales; Geminigeraceae
Exons: 8
Coding region: 1-570 (189 amino acids)
Molecular function (GO): calcium ion binding
Source: RefSeq, a predicted model, not a curated record
AUGAAUCAAGCGACGAAGAAGCGACAUGAAGCGGCGAGGAAAAGGCAGGAGGAGGAGUACAAGAUAAUGAAGCUCAUGAACAAGUAUGACAAGAGCAAGGACGGGAAAUUGGACAAGAAGGAGUUCGGGGAUCUGCUGCAGGAAGUCAACGACGGGGUGCGUCCGCCCGACGAGGAGAUCACGCACAUCUACCAAGUUGCCGAUAGGGAGGGACAAGGGGACAAGGAUGGGACGCUGGAUCUUCAAGAAGUAAAGAGCGCGAUCGAAUCAUGGCGAGCAUACUUGCAGAACAAAGAUCAGAUAGACGAGGCGUUCAAGAAGUAUGACACAGACCACAGCGGGAAGCUUGAGUUCGAGGAUUUCAAGAAGCUUCUAACGGACCUCAACGACGGGAUCCCUCCGUCCGACCAAGAGGUGAAGCAAGUAAUGGACAAGGCUGAUGGGAAGGAUGGAAAAGUUGAGGGAGCCCUCGGAAGGAUGGACAUUCUGUAUGCAGUUGGAGUGUGGUACUCAUAUGUAGAUCACCAGCAGAAGCAGGAGGAGGUCAGUUCUUGCUGCUCGAUCUCGUAA